This is a messenger RNA of Osmerus eperlanus (European smelt), 2869 nucleotides long. RefSeq names its product tsukushi small leucine rich proteoglycan homolog (Xenopus laevis) (gene tsku). The transcript has 2 exons. Gene Ontology annotation, cellular component: extracellular matrix. The record is from RefSeq and is a predicted model, not a curated record. The coding region runs from base 309 to 1358 and encodes 349 amino acids. NCBI's taxonomy places the organism in Eukaryota, Metazoa, Chordata, Actinopteri, Osmeriformes, Osmeridae. Gene Ontology annotation, molecular function: protein binding.
GGUACCUUCGAGGGUGCCGCUAGAGUGCGCAUUGUGCUAAGAGGAGUUGGUUGCGGCGGAAACCCAGAAAGACUUUAUGAGAUAUGGGUGCGAAGGACUGUGCAAAUCUCUCCUCCUUUAGUCAGCGUUAUGGUACACACCAGACAAUGAUCCACAGACUGCAAGGAGUCAAACAUACUUCGCUACACUGGAACAUGCCGACGGAUUUACAAAAUUGGAUGAGGAGCCGAUUUUGUAAAAUGUAAAAUGUAUGUAAAAUAGCCUAAAGCGACUGUCCGGUUGGCACUUCAACUCCACAUUCUUAUUUCAUGGUCAAGACGAGGAUGACUCUUCUGUGGGUUAGCAUGUCCCUGCUUGCCUGGGUUCAUGCAGGUGAAGUAAAGAAUUGCCACCCCAGCUGCCACUGUGAAGUGGAGAGCUUUGGUCUGUUCGACAGCUUCAGCCUGACCAGGGUGGACUGCAGGGGAGUGGGACCCUCCAACAUCCCCAUCCCCCUGGACACAGCACAUCUAGACCUCUCCUCCAACUCCAUAGGCCUGUUGUCUGACACCAUGCUUUCUGGCCCCGGCUACACUACGCUGGUCAGCCUGGACCUCAGUAGCAAUCUCAUCAGCCAGGUCAGCUCCAAGGCCUUGUCCCGGCUGCGCUAUCUCCAGACCCUGGACCUGAGCCACAACUCUCUGGACAGCCUGGCUCAGGGCUGCUUCUCUGGCCUGCCUCUAGUGGAUGUGGACCUUAGCCACAACCGUUUCCGGGACUUUGACCUGGAUGUGUUCAUCACCAGGGGUCACGGCGAGCCAAUGAGUGUGGAUUUGUCCCACAACUGGCUGAGCUCGGUCUCCAGGGGCCCACAUGGGGGUGCGCUGCAUGUCCAGAGCAUGACACUAGCGGAGAACCGGCUGAGGAGCGUCCCCAAGUUGGUUGGAAUUCCAUUGCGGGACCUGAACCUGGAUGGAAAUCCUAUCUCCUGCAUUGAGGAGGGGGCGUUUGUGGAGCUGAAGGACCUUGUACACUUGUCUCUCAGUGGCCUCAGUGAGCUCUCAGACAUCAAACCAAACAGCUUUAGUGGCCUGCACAAUCUCCAAGUUUUGGACUUGUCCAGCAACAUCAAUCUCAAGACACUGACCCCAGCAGUGUUCAUUGGGCUUGUUUCCCUGCAGGAGCUCAAUUUGUCUAACUCUGGAGUAACAUCUCUGCCAAACAACAUGCUGAGCCACUUGCCUAGCAUUAGGAGUAUUACUUUAGGCCCAAGCACACAUUGCUGGAGAACUCAGAAACAAGGACAGUUUCACAGGCAGCUAGGUCAAAUCCAGUUUGACCACGUACUAACCUGUAACAUCAAGGGCAUUGUUUCUUGAGGCCCUUAUGCCUUCGGAAUGGACUACUCCUAUAACUGUGCCUUCUUAAAUAUGCAACUGUUUAUUCCUGUCAAACUUGAUCCUUGCUCUUAUAGAGAUAUUUAGUUGGUUUGACUGUAUACAAAGUAUACUUUAAAGCUUUAUGAAGCCUUCCUUAAAGAAGUUUCCAAAUGUUUAACCAUUUUGACACAGCUACAUGAGGUCCCUAUACUCAGUGCUAUAUGUUUGUCAUACCUUAUCUAGUUUCAUGAUCUUUACACCAGGCAGAUAUCCAAUGCUAAUUGGGUGAUAGACACCUUUAAAUACCUACUGUAGCAUGUGGCCCAGGUUCUAAUGCAGUUUCCAGAAUGUUCACUUCCCUACCUGAGCUCUAAACAUAACCCUAAACUAUACAUACUUAAAUGUACCAUUCCACCAUUUUAUGCCUAAAAAUGAAGCAUGUUGCCUCUUUAUGCUGCCUUCGUAACUGCAUUUGAAUGUGUAAUGCCAUUUCAGUAUAAGGCCAGGUUGGUUACAUAUGCCAUGUUCUUUAUGAAGGCCUCACUUACUCUUUAAAGUUAUACUUUGCUUAACAUUUUUGUUAUCCAACAAUUUGUAAUUUUGCACUUUUUCACUUGGGGGUGGAUUUCUUUUGCAUACAUGAACAUAAGACACAAAAUGUUUUAGCAUUUCUGUUGAAUCCACAAUGCUUUUUGAUACCUGGGAUAACAUUAAUAACUACCUUUAAAAAGUAUAUUUUAUUUUAAUGAGUAGUAUUUUUUUUUCUUCUUCAAAGUGUGGACUUUUCUAUGCAAACUUGUUCUACAGUUUGUUUGCCAGUUCCAGUAAUAUUUUUGCCUUCUGAUAGAAUGGACAGACUCUGGUUGUAGUUCAGUCAUGUUUACAUGGCCUCGGACCUUCAGCUUUGGCUGCUCAAUUUAAACAGACAGGUGACACAAUGAGGGCUGACAUGCAGUCUUAUAAUUCCAAAUGACAAAUAAAAAACAAAGGCUUUGUGUUCUAUAAAACUUUUCAUAGCAUGUGUGCUUGUUUUUAGAGUUCCUUCAGGCCGUGCCAUAACAUUUUAUUUGAAAUUUGUGUCAUUGAAUUGUAUUGUCUUCCUGUGAAUUUCUUUGCAUUCCUUCAUACAGAUAUGCAUAAAAGCAGACAUGUUUUAACAUUCAUGUUUUCUUAUCAAACAGAUACUCCAAAGAGCUUUACAGUUAGUCACAUUAGCAUUAGACACAUUAUUGUACGUUUAAUUGAUGUAACACUAUCUUAAUUGCAUCUGAUAAUGCACUGGGGAAAUCUGAAUUUUAUUAGAAAAUUAUUCAUUUUUUUUGUGUAAUAGAGUCUUUUGCUACAUUGGUGUUCCUGUGGUUUGUAGGUUGACCUAGGCGGACAAUCAUUUUAAUCACUGCAGAUGACAUAUUUUGAAUGUAAAACAUCUGUAAAAUGAUGUUUUUUUUAUCAACAGAGCUUAUAACUUUGUAUAUUAAAUAUAUUGUUUAAUAAAUGACUUUCUCUCUGAA